Perca flavescens (yellow perch) is the source of this 3663-nucleotide messenger RNA. RefSeq names its product ankyrin repeat domain-containing protein 36B-like. The transcript is spliced from 2 exons. The record is from RefSeq and is a predicted model, not a curated record. Lineage: Eukaryota; Metazoa; Chordata; Actinopteri; Perciformes; Percidae. Bases 61 to 3048 code for a protein of 995 amino acids.
CAUAAAAUACCUUGACCUGAAUUUGUUUUAUCAUCAUAGUUCGGGUCACCUGCCAAAGAUAUGUGUUCCGCCUGUUUGACACCUGUCUAUCCAAUGGAAAAAAUGGUGGCCAAUAAACUUAUCCUGCACAACAACUGUUUCUGCUGUAAACACUGUAAGAAGAAGCUCAGCAUCCACAACUAUUCAUCUCUUUAUGGAGAGUUCUACUGCAUUUCUCACUACCAACAGCUUUUUAAAAGAUCAGGAAAUUAUGAUGAGGGAUUUGGCCACAAGCAACAUAAGGACCGCUGGCUUCAGAAAAAGAAAGGCAUAAAUGAGCCAGAUGCUGCGCCCAAACUGACAAAAAGCAACAUAAACACGUCUAAUGGCUCCAGAGAGUCCUCUGCUGGUGUGCUUGUUAAAAAGUCAUCUGCAAGAGAGUUAGGACAUAACAGUGGUGCUGAUGUUAAGGGCAAACUAAAAAUGAGCUGGCCACCAGAGAAGAAGAGUCCUGGGGUUAAUCCAGCACAGCGAACAUAUGUGAAAAAUAAAAUAUCUGACAUUGGGAAGGCAUCUUCUACUUCAGAGCAUUACAAAAGUGACAACAACCAAUUAAAGAUCAACCGUGGUGGAGAAAUGAAAGAUAAAGUGAAGACGUUGUCAAGCUCCUUUGUUUUAGGGGUCAAGAAACAGUCUCAGACAACAGCUUAUAACUCAUCUGACAAGUUGUCCUCAGAGGAAACAAAACGCAGGAGUGAACCAACCAAAGACAACAUCUCCCCGACAGUGCUUAGCUUUUCUUUGCCCUCCUUAGAAAAAGGUCUUACUGUCACAGACCAGAAAACCGGAAAGAAAAAUGUGGCUCCCACCUCAAAAACAAACUACAAUCCAACAUCUAACAGGCUGGAUGCUUAUCCAAAUAAAGCUAGGAAGUAUGUGCGGUUUGCUCCACAUGUUGAUGUAGCUCAGUGUGAUCUGUCCUCUCAAGUGACCACAGAGGCCAAAGGUGAAGAGCAGAGUAUGCAGCUUUCAGACCAAACGGAACAGAGCAAAGUUAAUAAAUCCAAGGAUAUAAAAGAUGUCAGUGACAAAAAUAACUUUGAUCACUUGUCAUUUGAGUUAAGCAAAGAAGAACAGAGUGAAAGUGUGGUGAAUCUUGAAAUACCUGAAUAUAAAAGCCGUGGAGAAACAAGCAGUACGUCAAACCAAGAGCCUGAUGUUAAUAUGGAGAGCAGUCGAGAGGUCCCAGAGACUGAUAUCAAUGUUCUGAAUGGAGUCGUGGACAAAGUUGAGGAAUCACUUGAUACUCAGAGUUUCACUGAAACUUUUAAUUCAACUCAGGAUGUUGUGAAACACCAAGAGCCAUCUGAGAUAUGCCAAGUCAUUCCAAGAAACUCUGUCAACCGGUGUGAAUCAGAAAGACCAAGUACUCCACACAGUCCUGCAGGACAUAUGGCAGAAGAAGAGCCCAGUCUUGAGAGAAAUAAAAAUCAAUUUGAUAAGACAGCAGAUGACCAAGAAAGUGGCAUACCGGCAAGUCAGAAGAAGCCUGUUGCGAGGGCAAAUUCUUUGAAGGGUUCUGCAAAGCAGGCUGAGAAGGCAAAAGUUAAACUGGGAUCAUGGUCCAAAGGAAAAAGUCCUUUGUCAAAGCUCUUCACAUCAGGUGGAAAUGACAAAACAAACAAGGUUGAACCAAAAGAUGCCAAAAAGGCAGAUGUCAAACCUAGUGGUGGACUCUUAGGAAGACUGUUUCAGUCAUCCUCGGAGAAGGCUGAGGACAUCACAAAAUCAGCUCCGCAAGAUGAACAAAAUGACAAAACACAUGAUGAUGACAAAAAGACAGAGGAGGUAAAGGAGGCCGUUACAAAAGAGAUGCAAAAGGAGGGUGACAAGUCUCAAGUCCCACCUCAGGAACAAGAGGCUUUGGAGCUCAUAGAGGAGAAGUCCCAUUCUGCUGAGCCCAACACAAUGGAGAGUGACAACACAAGUGUGGCUGUAAGCAAACCCACAGAGCCGUCCAACCUGCUCAUGACAACUGAAACACAAGAUGACCUAACAGCUCCAGAACAAACUGAUGAUCAAGAAUUACAUUCACAAAGCAAUGGCCUGUCUGUAACUGAUCCUGAAAAAGCCGACUCUAAAGAUCUUCCCAUUACUGUGCAAUCAGUGAAUCAAGCAUCUGAGGAGUCGACCAAUCAUUUAAUAGCUGAGAAAAGCGGUGAAGAAGUUUUGAGGGCUCCAUUUAAUGAGGAUAUUUUUGGGGACAGUGUCAUUUCAGCCCCUGUUGACCCAUUGACCAUUCAGAGAAAUACUGAUGAAUCUGUUCAGCCAAAUGAGCUGCUUGAUGCAUCAGACGCAGGAGGAAGAGACGUAUGCAGCGGAGAGCUUCUUGAUCUCAACCGAGAUUCCUCUAAUCUUUUUGAUGCAGACAUUAUUGUGAACAGCCCCAGUGAUACAUUUUCAUCUUCUUUCAGUGAGACUGAAGCUGCUCUCACUGAUACUUUUAGCCUGCUUGACUCUCCACCAAUAUCGACUGAGAAUGACGUGAUGCUUGGCCUGACAGAUCAGCUUAUUGUCCCUGAUUCAGCACCCGUUAACCAAGAUGAGGAUCAAACCUCAAGUCCUUUCGGUGCAAACAGCCAGACAGGAGAGCAGGGUGCAGACCUCGACAUAUUCGGCUUAAACAACGUUCUGUUCACUCAGCCACCUACUGUUAAUGUGCCUCAUCAAGGAGGAGCAGACGCUUCCUCAAACCAACUGUCUGCCAUUCCUGAUGACAUCUUCGGAGAUAGUGAUGUGUUUAAAGUGCUGCCAUCCACCCCAGCUACUUCUAGCUCAUUGAAUGAUUUCCUUGGUUCAAAUACAUCUUCUACAGCCGCUCCUUCAGCUCAGGCAGAUUUUUUUGCUGAUGACAUAUUUGCAUCAGAACCACAGCUGCUGCCAGUGUCUGAGCCAAGUGAUGUAAAUGUAUUUGUGGAUAGUCUUUUAGUGUCUGACAACAACAGCACUGAGCAGUCAGCAGAAAACGCUGUCACAAAGAGUAGCUGGAUGGAUGAUUUGCUUGGGUAAAAGCAGGACUGUGUUUAAGUGAUUGAAUACAACAACUUGGAAUGUACAAUGAUAUCAUAUUAAGACGUUUUUUUAAAAGCACUUUUUAAGUGCAUGGAUAUGAUUACCACUUCACAUUUAUUGAGUUAAAAACACAACUAAUGUUGCUUUCUUUCACUAUUGCAUUUUAUUCAGAAAUCUGCAUCAAACACACUGUAACAUAAAUCUAAUUUCAAGUUUGUGUGGUAAAUCCAGUGUGUGUUACUGUUUACAUUAAAGAUGCAAAAUCAAUUUUAUGACAUGAUAUAAUUAGAUUUUCUUUCAUACGUUCACAUUAAGAGAGGCAAAGGAUGUUUGCUGAAUAACUGUAUAUUUUAAAGUGAGUUUUCAUGAAUAAAUAGUUAAUGAAAUUAAAGACUCAAGAGUAAUAACUAGGUGUAAUGUGACUAUGAAAUAUGAAAUUUUGACAAUACAACUGUAAAUAUUCUGAUAUGAAAAUGCUGAGUUCUGAAUGUAUUGUUUCAUUAUUAAUAAUGAUUAAUCGAUAAUAAAAUUACACCCUUGAGCACUGUGGUACUUUUGUUUGAUGACCCCUUUAAGUUGAACUAAAUGUGACUAUGACAUUGUAUUACAUAG